CUCCGGGGUGGGGGCUCCGGGGUCGAGUGUCUGGGGUCAAGGGCCUGGGGUCAAGGGUCUGGGGUUGGGGAUCCGGGGUCAAGGGUCCAGGUUCAGGGCUCAGGGUUGGGGGCUCGGGGUCAGCUCCAGGUUGGGGGCUAAAGGUCAGCUUCGGGGUCAGGGCUCAGGGUCAGCUCUGGGGUGGGGGCUCCGGGGUCAAGGGUCCAGGAUCAAGGGCCUGGAGUCGAGGGUCCGAGGCUCAGGACUGGGGCUCAGGUUUGGUUCCCAGGGUUGGAGCUCGGGGUUGGGGCUCGGGGUUAUCUGCGGGUCCUGGGGGAGCUCUGGGGUCGUGAGCUCUGUAGUUAAUAGCACAUCACGGGUUAACCGUAUCAACCCCACUGCCUUCUGUUUUGAUCAAGCCAUUGCCAGGCUACUAACAUGAUGUUUCUUGAUACAGACCAAGAUUUCUUUGUCCCUUUGCCAGGCUGGAGAGAGCUGCUCUGCUUUCACUGGUUGUGACUCUGAGUCCCCCUAGCCCCUUCCCUUACAUCUUUUCUCAUACUAUAAUGUCCCCUGGCAUGGUGAAACCAAAAAUGCAUGCAAUAUCCAAACUGGGAGUGACCAUGGACUUGCGUGAUGGCAUGAUGGUGCCUCCUAGUUUUGUUUUUUAUUGCCUAUUUGAUUUGUCUUUCUGCGUGUGGCUCAGCAGCAAACAACAGUUUACUAUAACUAUCUAAUCUGGGGGUUGAAAUGUUCAGCUGCCCUGGGCCUUUAAAGUGAAGCAGGAGAUAUUUCCCCGGGUUCCUGAUUUUGCGCUUACUUUAGUUGGCCAUUUUGUUGUUCACUUGUCUGGUACUGCAAGUUCCUCUCUUGAUUCUUCCUCAUCUGCCCUUGGCUUUGCCAUCUUGGGCAACCCAACACUGUCAGAAAACUUGGAUCCUCUGUAUUCGGAAAAAGGAAAGAAAAUGAAUCUAGGAAUGCCUGAAAGCUGAGGCCAGUUCAGAUCUAAGGAAAGCAUCUUUCAGUCACAUGAAUCUCCUUUUGACCUGUGCUAUUUGGACCAAGUUGCUGGGGAAAAUAAUCAAGCGCUUGUUUUCCAGAGAUGUUCUGUAAGUCACAGCUGUUGGUUGUUUCUGAUGUGCAAAAGUGUUGCAGCCUUACAGAGAACAUUUUGUCUGCUCAAACCGGGGACAAAGCACUUCAGAUGCAACUACUUUGGAAGUGCUCGAUCUGUUCGGCAACCUCAGCAUGAUGGAGCCCAAAGCACCUGUUUGGCACUGGGAGAGAAAUCUUUACUGGAAAUCAACGUGAUAUGAAAAUGCAUUUCAGUGCGCCUUAUCGACCCUGUUUGAAGGUUGCGGUACUCUCGUCAUCACUGUGGCAGAUGUCAUCAGGGACCUGUUUUUUUGUUUUAUGCAAGCUAAUUGAUUCCAGUUGGCACCCGAUGCACAUGUGCAUUUUAAGGAUCCCAAGUAAGAGCACAAAUCAGUGUCAAGCAUUUGAAGUUUUUGCCUCUCAGCUGGAGAGGGAACUCAAUAUCCUCUCAGAAAUUUGCUCAAAUAAUCUUUCUAAAAAUCUACUUUUCUGAAGAGGGGGAAAGAAAGGAAAUAAGGUGGGUAGCAAAAGUAACAAUAAUCUCUGAAUUUGCUUCUGGAUUUUCUUCCUCUGUUUUCAAAACAUAGAAGUGUUAUUGCUGAAGUUGAUUCUGAGGUCUCUUCCAUGGGCAGUGUUGAAAUAUAAUGCAAAUGUGAGCAGUUAAAAUUCCUCUAUGUGAAGAUGACAAAAUCAGAUUGGUGUGCUAACUCAGUGACGUUUCUCUCCUUUGUCCCCCACCCUUGUUUAAACAGUGCUGAUAUUUUACGGCAAUAGAAAUCCUUUUGGAAUUUUGUGGCUGACUUGGAGCUGCAGACCUUUACUAUUGCAAGUAGAAGAAAAGGGAAGAGGAAGAGAGAUUAAUUUUUCAGAAACAGUAGCUUGCAGGAAAAAUGAAAUUUAUUGGCUUCCUUUUCUUCUGUAUGCUGAUGAACAUGCUAACAGAUACCCGGUCAAUUCAGGAAGGAGAUGAUCUUUAUCGGGACUCUGUAGCCAUGCCGUACUGGCCCUUCUCCUCCAGCGACUUCUGGUCCUACGUGGAGUAUUUCCGGGCACUGGGAGCCUACGACAGGAUCGACGAAAUGGCCAGAGCCUUGUUCGCCCAGCUGCCUCUGGGCAGCCACCUGGGCUUCCACGUGCCCAGCCGCGAGCACUGAGCCAUUGCUUCCCUCCUCGUGCCUCGGCCGCGCCGACACGUCCUGGUGGGCGGACAUGUGCAGGUGGGCGCCCGGCGGGAGGCCUGCCCGUCCUGCCGCUCCCGCUCUUUAGAGCAGGUGUGUGUAGCGCUGCGUGCGCUGGGAGGCCAGCGGGUAAAGGUAGCCUUUCCUUGCUGCCAUUUCUGCUUUUGUGCAAAGUCAAUAAACUCGUCGGUUGUGUCAGGAGGUUUUGUUUUAUUUUUUUAACGCGUCACGCCCGUGGCCUUGCCUCAGGAAAGCAAGCUCUGGCAUACGCUGGGCGAGCCGAACACCAAUCCCCGCCCGUCUCUGAGGCGGGGGGGGGGCGGCAGGGCACCGGGGCUCUCCCGGCCCGGCUCGGAGCCGCUCCCCCCGCCCCAGCGAGGGUUCCGGGUGCCCCAGGCCCAGCUCCGGCCCCAGGCCCCGACACCAGGCCGCGUCGCCACGGCAACCGCGGGGCCGGCCGGGCCCCGCCUGCAGAGCGACCAUAGAGAGGGCGCGCAGAGCGGCGGGGCCGGAAGCGGAAGCGGGCGCGGCGGGGCAGAGCAGAGCGGCGGCGCCAUGAAGCCGGCGGUGGACGAGAUGUUCCCCGAGGGCGCCGGGCCCUACGUGGACCUCGACGAGAUUUUGAAGAUCUCUUUGAUGAUGAUGACAUCCAGUGAACUUAGUUGUCCUGCUAUGCAGUGCUGGGAUGUGGAGUUUUCUCUAGGAUCGCCUGUGGUGUCCGUUAUUUAUUAAAAUAAUUAAAACAGGAAAAUCCUGCGGAGGGGUGGAACCUGUGUAAGCUGCCAGAUGGUGAAAGAUAACUAAGGAGAGAAUUGUGGACUGUUACUUCUAGGAAGAUGUGCGUAGGCUUUUCUUAAAAUUACACUUGCUGAUGUGUUCAUUCAAUAAAAUACUAACAAAAA
Messenger RNA from Cygnus olor (mute swan), 3154 nucleotides. RefSeq names its product otospiralin (gene OTOS). The record is from RefSeq and is a predicted model, not a curated record. The coding region runs from base 1965 to 2228 and encodes 87 amino acids. NCBI's taxonomy places the organism in Eukaryota, Metazoa, Chordata, Aves, Anseriformes, Anatidae. Gene Ontology annotation, biological process: sensory perception of sound. The transcript is spliced from 6 exons.